GCUCAGUUCGUGUUGAGUUGACGAGGCGCGCGGUCGAGUCCCUACGCGCGCUGCUAUUAUUUUGAAUAAUUCGCUUAACGUUCGCUCGUUGGUUAGGCCUUUGGCUAAUUCAUUUGUGCGUGAGUGCUGUAGCCAUGUGGCUGCACCGGUCUAAGCCAGCGACAGUUCAAGUGCUUAUAGCUUCGCUUAGCCAGUUGAGGAGCUGUGUCUAGUCAUGGUGCGUCGCGCCUCGAGCGUGCCCCAUUUGAACAAUAGCGGCGGCAGCAGCGCCGACAGCCUUAAUAAUGCACGCAGCAGAGCUGCGGCUGGGGCGGCUCCUACGGGGCGUGGCAGGCGCGGUAAUCCCGCCAGCAAGACAACAACGCCGACGCAACGUCAAAGCUCCAGCAGCAGCAGUGGAUCCCGUGUACCGCGCUCUCGCAGCCUGACCAACGGCAUGCGGCGCCUAAGUCCGCAAAAGGGCGGCAGCAGCGGGGGAGGCGGAGGCGGAGGCGGAGGCGGGGACGGUGGCAGCACGGGCGGCAGCUCACGAAAUACGCCGUACUUUCUGCGCUCCCGUGAAAAUGAAAUUGGCAGUGCGGACACAUUGGAAAUUGUGGCCUCCAAGUCCACGGGCACAGGCACAGGCACGGGCACGGGCACAGGCAGCGAGGAGCCCUCAACGCCAGAGGACAAUAUCAACGUGGUGGUGCGUGUUCGGCCUUUAAACGACAAGGAGAAACGUGACAGGCACGGAGCCACAUUAAAGUUUCCUGGCAAUGGACAAGUCAUCAUCGAGGGCAACGACACGGGUGCCAAGCGUUCGCACAACCGCGACAGUGUGCGGGUAUUCACGUACAACGUGGUAUUUGAGCCAGGUGCCACACAGGAGGAUAUACUCGACUACUCGGGCAUCAAGCGCAUUAUUGAGAUGGGCAUUGAGGGUUUCAGCUGUACGGCGUUUUGCUACGGACAAACAGGCUCAGGGAAGACGCAUACCCUAACUGGGCCUCCAGAUUUGUUUGUGGGCAAGCCCAAUCUAAAGGAUCCAAGGCAUGGACUCAUAUUCCGGUCGUUUGUGUAUCUCUUCCAAUUGAUUAAGAAUCGCACGGAUGUUAAUUAUGUUCUUAAGGCUUCGUUUAUGGAGAUUUACAAUGAACGGGUAAUCGAUUUGCUUAAUCCGGGAAGCGCACGUAAGCCUCUUGCCGUGCGCUGGUCCAAAAAAUCUGGCGGUUUCUUUGUGGAGAACUUAUUUACGGUGGACUGCGAGGAACUAGACGAUUUACUGGCCGUGUUAGAAGAGGGUAUGAGAAAUCGCUCUGUGGGCUCGCAUGCGAUGAAUGAUCAUUCAUCACGUUCUCAUACGAUACUAACGGUUCACAUACUGUCGGACCAACAAACAGAUGGUGGCGUCUUUCUCUCCAAGCAUGGCAAAAUUAACUUUGUAGAUUUGGCUGGAAGCGAGCUGACGAAGAAGACGAUGAGUGAGGGUAAGACGCUGGAGGAGGCGAACAAUAUCAACAAGAGUCUCAUGGUGCUAGGCUACUGCAUUUCGUCGCUGAGCGAUAAUAAAAAACGUACCGGACACAUUCCGUACCGGGAUAGUCAGCUAACAAAGCUGCUGGCCGACAGUCUAGCUGGGAAUGGGGUUACACUGAUGAUUGCCUGCGUCUCGCCGGCACAUUAUAAUCACGCUGAGACGCUUAAUACACUGCGCUAUGCAUCACGAGCGAAGCGUAUACGGACAAAACCGGUCAUCAUGAUGGAUCCGCGAGAGGCUCUCAUUCUUAGUCUCAAACGAGACAUCCAUGCACUGCAGAUGGAAAAUGAGCAUCUGAAAGCGGCGCUGAAUCUGCAUCAUCAGGCGGCUGAGCCGAUGGACAAUCUCUUGGAGCUACAACUGGAACGCGUUCACACUGGAGAUGUUGGCAUUCCUGUACCAAAGAUGGACUUAGAGCGUUUGCCAGAGCUCGAUGGCAGCGAACUGGCAGAGCUUGUGAAGCUGUAUAUGGCAGAGAAUGAAUCUCUGCGACAGGAAAAUAACCAUUUGUUCACAGUGCGCGAGACCAUAUUAAGGGAUCAAGAGAUUGUAUGCCGGGAAAAUGAGCGUUUGCUCAAGAAAUUGGAGGAAGUGAACAAUGUCUGUGUGCGUUCACCUUUGAUACCAGCAAGACCAGCCAUUUCGCCCACCACGGGUAAGGAAACACCCGGCGCCGAAAUCUGGACAAAUCCGGAAUCAGCUAUUCCAGCUGCCAUCCUACCAUUGGAGCAACGAAUGUCGGAGAAUGCCGAUAAGCGCACACAUACGGCGCAGAAGCGCAUAGAUGAUGAGCGUAUAGCACGAAAUAUACUACUGAUGGCAAAUGCUUUUAGAAAGUCCAAUGGUCAGCUCGCGCUUAACAAGGAGCUGCAAGCAGUCAAUAACAAUAACAUUAAAGAGCUUUCGCAACCAGACUUAAUGCCAGACAUGCUUACGUAGCAAUUCAAUUGAGGUACCUCACUAC
Molecule: messenger RNA, 2483 nt
Organism: Drosophila arizonae
Lineage: Eukaryota; Metazoa; Arthropoda; Insecta; Diptera; Drosophilidae
Gene: Klp54D
Product: Kinesin-like protein at 54D
Biological process (GO): microtubule-based movement; spindle elongation; mitotic spindle organization
Cellular component (GO): microtubule associated complex
Molecular function (GO): microtubule motor activity; ATP binding; microtubule binding
Source: RefSeq, a predicted model, not a curated record